Messenger RNA from Aspergillus ibericus CBS 121593, 1665 nucleotides. RefSeq names its product putative MFS transporter. The transcript has 4 exons. The record is from RefSeq and is a predicted model, not a curated record. NCBI's taxonomy places the organism in Eukaryota, Fungi, Ascomycota, Eurotiomycetes, Eurotiales, Aspergillaceae. Gene Ontology annotation, molecular function: biotin transmembrane transporter activity; dethiobiotin transmembrane transporter activity; solute:proton symporter activity. Bases 1 to 1665 code for a protein of 554 amino acids. Gene Ontology annotation, cellular component: membrane. Gene Ontology annotation, biological process: biotin import across plasma membrane.
AUGUCCCUGAUGGAACCGCAAGCCCAGAUCCAUGGGCUGGGAAAGCAUCCCGACACCGAGGAUGUCCACGAGCGAUCCUCGAGCAGUCACGAUGGGGAUGCUGAAACGGGCAGCGAGCCCGAUGUCGCGGAAAUCGAGCGCAUCUACAAAAAAUUGGACUACCGCAUCAUCCCCGCAUUCUGGGUCCUCUACUUUCUCUGCGCCGCGGUGCGCUCUAAUGUCAGUCUCGCGCAAACCAUGAACACUGAUGCCGGCCAUGAUCUGGGCUCGGUCCUCCACUGCACCCCGCACCAGAUCUCCACCGGUCUGGCCCUAUUCUACGUCUGCUAUGUCGUCUUCGACCUGCCGUCCAACCUGAUCAUGACCCGACUAAGCCCGCAUGUGUGGAUGAGCCGUAUUGUCAUCAGCGUCGGUGUCAUUGGGACCUGCAUGACUGCAAUGAAAGCCGCAUGGAGUCUAUACCUUCUCCGUCUCCUCCUCGGUAUCGUCAUCGCAGGCAUGUGGCCCGGCAUGACCUACUAUCUUACGCUCUUCUACCCCCCAUCCCGAACUGGCAAACGCAUCGGCCAAUACUAUACAGCCGCCCAGGUCUCCGCGGCGGUCGUCGGUCUCGUCUCCGCUGGAUUCCAAGAAAUGGACGGUGAGCGCGGUUACGUCGGCUUCCAAUGGAUGUUCCUCGUCUACGGUGUGAUCACAAUCGCCGUAGGGAUCAUCCUCCUCUGGUGGCUUCCCGACCGCCCCCUCGCACCAGGCGCUGAACCCCCUCGCCGCAAAUACCUCUGGUGGUUCCCGCGCAGCCCUCCAGCCCUGACAGGCCGGGAUGCUGAAAUCCACUAUUACGACCUGAAGCGCGUGUACCACCGUGCCCAGUGGACCUGGAAGGACCUUCUCUACGUGUUCCUGGACUGGCGUCUCUGGCCCCUCCUCAUCAUGUACUUUGGUGUCGUGGGCGUGGGAAUCGGCGUCCAGAGCUACGCCACCAUAAUCAUCGAAGCCAUCAACCCCUCCCUCUCCAGCAUCGAUCUCAGUCUCCUCUCCGCCCCAAUUUGGAUCAUGGACCUCAUCGCCAUCGUUCUCGUCACCCCCUUCUCCGACCGCUUCCACCACCACCGCGCCCUCUUCUUCUCCAUCCCCGUCUGUCUCCAAAUCCUCGGCCUUCUGUUGACCACCUAUGCCGGCACCGACACCAACUCCUGGCCUCGCUACGGCGGCCUCCUAAUCGUCGGUUUCGGUCUCGGGCCCACAGUCCCCAUAACGAUGACCUGGACCGCGGAGGUCUUCCAAAAGCGCCACGGCGAAGUCGGUGUCGCUGCCGCGUCGGCCGUCGUCUCUGGAUGGGGUAAUCUGGGUAGUAUCUUAACGACGUACGCGUUGUAUUCCGGUUGGAAGAGUGAUUAUGAGGCGACGGGGCGGGCGAAGUAUCGGAAGAGUAAUUUGGUCAUGGUGGGGAUUCUGUGUGCCAGUAUCUUGGCCGCGGUGUUGAUGGAGGUUUUGUUGAGGGUUGUGGAUGGGAGGAAGAAGGAGAGGGGAGUUGAGGCGGGUGGGGAUGGUGGGGAGGAGGACCCGGACAAAAUUGUCGAUGGGGCCGCGAGACGGGAGGCAAGGCAGAGGGGGCUGGAUGGGUUGGGACCCGGCAUGUUGAAGUUCUGGAAGAAGUCGCACUGA